Messenger RNA from Helobdella robusta, 486 nucleotides. RefSeq lists its product as hypothetical. NCBI's taxonomy places the organism in Eukaryota, Metazoa, Annelida, Clitellata, Rhynchobdellida, Glossiphoniidae. The transcript has 5 exons. Bases 1 to 486 code for a protein of 161 amino acids. The record is from RefSeq and is a predicted model, not a curated record.
AUGAGGAAAUUACUGCAGAUAAUCCGACGGGGGCAGUUAAAGUUUUUUGGUCACAUCAUGCGGAAGGAAAAAAUGGAAAAUCUAACAACUACUGGAAAGAUUGCAGGAAAAACGACCAUGGUAAAAUUCGACGGCGUCUUGAGAUCCUUCGUUUCGAACAACAGCAUACCCACGCAAGCUUUUGAACAAUUGAUAUUGGUGGCCAGUAACUCUGGAAUUCGAGACAAAUCACUAAUAUGCUAUCCGCUCCAUGCUUUCUCCUACAUUCUCAAUCAUUAUCAAGAAAAGGCGCAGAAUAGCGACGAACAUUUAGGAUCUUUGGUGAAUUUGAGCCGGAAGUUGUCAACACUCAUUGACAACUGUCAGCCCAGCGAGGAAAUGCUGGAAAUACUUUUAAAGGACGAAGAUAGAUAUAACUAUUGGGUAAAAACUCAGCGUAUAGGUAUGGAAUAUGCUGAAAAAUUGCGAAAUUCGAAAGCAAGAUAA